Penaeus vannamei (Pacific white shrimp) is the source of this 852-nucleotide messenger RNA. Lineage: Eukaryota; Metazoa; Arthropoda; Malacostraca; Decapoda; Penaeidae. The record is from RefSeq and is a predicted model, not a curated record.
AUGAUUGUGAAACAUAUAAAAAGCGCCGAGAGCCUCGCCGAGCGGCCUCGCCCCGAGCGGCCGGAGGCAGCGGCUCGCCCCGAGCGAGGCGCGAGAGGCGCCGAGCGGCAGCCUCGCCCCCGAGCGGCCGGAGGCGCCGAGCGUCGCCCCGAGCGGCCGAGUCGCCCCCGAGCGGCCGGAGGCGCCGAGCGGCAGCCUCGCCCCCGAGGCGGAGGCGCCGAGCGGAGCCUCGCCCCCGAGCGGCCGGAGGCGCCGAGCGGCAGCCUCGCCCCCGAGCCGGAGGCGCCGAGCGGCAGCCUCCCCCCGAGCGGCCGGAGGCGCCGAGCGGCAGCCUCGCCCCCGAGCGGCCCGGAGGCGCGAGCGGCAGCCUCGCCCCCGAGGCGGCCGGAGGCGCCGAGCGGCAGCCUCGCCCCCGAGCGGCCGGAGGCGCCGAGCGGCAGCGGCAGCGCCGAGCGGCAGCCUCGCCCCCGAGCGGCCGGAGCGCCGAGCGGCAGCCUCGCCCCCGAGCGGCCGGAGGCGCCGAGCGGCAGCCUCGCCCCCGAGCGGCCGGAGGCGCGAGCGGCAGCCUCGCCCCGAGCGGCCGGAGGCGCCGAGCGGCAGCCUCGCCCCCGAGCGCCGGAGGCGCCGAGCGGCAGCCUCGCCCCGAGCGCCGGAGGCGCCGAGCGGCGCCUCGCCCCCGAGCGGCCGGAGGCGCGGAGGCGCAAGCCCGCGACCGACUUGCUCGGGCCGGAAGGCGGCGCUCCACCGGGAACAGGGUUUAGAUUUUGCUUCACUGCAUUUGUUCGAAAAAGUGUCUUUGCACAAAUGAAUAGUUAUAUUAACUUUAAUGCUGAUAACUUCUACUUUAUUUGA